Molecule: messenger RNA, 3981 nt
Organism: Kwoniella shivajii
Lineage: Eukaryota; Fungi; Basidiomycota; Tremellomycetes; Tremellales; Cryptococcaceae
Exons: 5
Coding region: 1-3981 (1326 amino acids)
Biological process (GO): protein dephosphorylation
Molecular function (GO): protein tyrosine phosphatase activity
Source: RefSeq, a predicted model, not a curated record
AUGGAAGUGGAACAGUCGUAUUUGGAAGGUGGCGAUGGAUUCGGAAACAGGAGUGAUCGAAAUGGUAAUGUAAAGGGGAAUGGACAUGAGGUGAAACACGAUGGAUGGACCAAAGGAUCGGCGGCUAUGUCUCCUACAUCAUCAGCCUUUGAGUUUUCAUUUCCACCUAGAUCAUCCGCAUCGACACCUGAUCGAAGACGUCAAGCCCCACCUUCUAGUAUACCCAACUUCCCAUCAGCGGGAGAAGUUCGAAAUCCGCCGCCCGCCAUCCCCUUUUCCCCCUCACCUGUACAAUCUCCAAUGGCCAGCUCCCCUUUCCGAUCCCCUGAGCCACCCACACCCCAAGCGGGUCCCUCGACUCGAGCUCCUACCUUCAAUCUCCCUUUAUCUCAACCUUUUGCCACCCCGUCUGCUUCGGGUGUCAGCUCACCUUGGCUUUCCCUUGCGGCAGCUUCGGGCGCACCGACGCCGUCAUUGGAAAGCGGCCCGAUGGGCAGGGGCAGUCCUCAUCUUGGGUACCCUUUCGAAAAGCUGAAUAUCGGUGGAAGUUGGAGUGGAGGGAAUCUCUGGGGCGAUGAUGCUCAGGGACGAAGAUCAUCAGUAGAUUCGACCGGAGCUGGAGGACCAGGAUCAAGCCCAAUCCGAAAACAUAACCAAUUAUCAUCUCCGCCUUCAAUCGUCUCACUCCCACCCAGGCCUGCACGAGGGCUGAGUAAUGAAACUGUCCUUCGUUACAAAGCUAUGGCUUCCGCUGGUCCCAGUCCGGUCCCUACACCAAUGGCGAAAGGUGCAAGCUACGGAGACAGGCCAUCAUCCGGAGGCGCUAUGCCCCAAGAUGCUGGAACUUCGCAACUUCCCGCCGCCUUGGCUCGAAGGCGAGGUUCCCUCCCUAAAGCCAGUAAUGGUAUGGCUUCUCUCUCUUUACCACCCUCCCGAGCCGGCAAAUCUCCUAGUCCACUUGCAUCCAGCUCUUCUGCAGCCUCUUCUCCUGGUUCGGGUUCCGGUGGCAAACGAUUGCAACCGAUUACACCCAACUUACUUCUACCUCUUCUCGCUUCCCCCGCUACGCUGGUCCUCGACGUCCGACCCCCUUCUUCCUUCCAGAACUCGCAUGUCCCAUCAUCUCACUCCUUACCUGUGCCAUCCACGCUUUUACGUCGUCCUGCCUUCAACCUUGAAAAGCUUGCGCAAAUGUUACCGCCCAAAUCGACAGAGGCCGUCUCAAGGUGGCGAGAGAAGGGUGAUAUCGUACUUGUCGAUACGGAUAGUGGCAACGUACAUGACGGAAGUGUGCUGGACGGUUUGGCCUCCAAGUUUGAGCGAGAAGGAUUUACCGGACAUCUGUGGUUCGUCAAGGGAGGCCAUUCAGCUUUAUGCAACCACCAAGAAGUCAGGCUGGUAGCCCAAGACGAGAAUUCCGAUGCACAGGUGGAGAACGGUGAAACCCCUUCUCCAUCUCAGGCCACAUUAAAUAAAGGGUUGAUGGCAGGGUCUUUAGGUACUCUGGCCUUCCAGCAAGAGUCGACCGGAGGCCGGAAAGGUCGUGCACCUCCCCCAAGAGGGUUAGCUAUCCCACCAACACCCGGCUUCAGUUUCCAAAGUAAUCCCUUCGGCUUAAAAAUGCCUUCUUCCACUACUACAGAAAGACCUGAACCUGAUGUAGGCGGCCUCAAUCUAACUCACAUGCAUUCUCCCAAAAAGCCCAAAUUCCAACCCGCAAACCCGUUCUUCGAUAACAUCCGACAGAAUCUCGAACUAUCUCAUGGUGGUAUUACGGAACGUAUUCCCCUCAAUCUUCCGGAAAAAAUCAUGAAUCGUGUCGACGAACUACCGGAUUUCUUACGAAACCUCGCAAACAUGCCUGAGAAAGACAGCAUGGAUCAACUAGCUAAACAAUUCUACAAUUUAGAAUUUAGCGAACAACAACGAUUACAGUCUGUGAUGGAGUGGCAUACCAACGGGUCUGGUACGACACUGAACGACCGAGCUGGAAAUGAGACCUGGGCGGACCGACGACGAAAUGACGCCCAAGAAGUUCAAAGAUUAACAGAUUGGACAGGGGAAGAAGCCACUCUACAAGAGGAUUACUUCCCAUUCUCAAUCACUGCUGGUGUUGAAAGAGGUACAAAGAAUAGGUACAAGAAUAUUUGGCCGUACGACUUCUCUCGAGUACGACUGGAACAACCUCCCGAUAACGAUAGUGAUUACAUCAACGCUUCUUUCAUCCAGCCUCGAGGUACUUCUCGUCGAUAUAUUGCCACACAAGGUCCCCUCGAUGCUACUUUCCACGAUUUUUGGACUUUGGUCUGGGAACAAGGUGUUCGAGUAAUCGUUAUGAUCACCAAGCAAUUUGAAGGUGGUCUUAUAAAAUGUGGGAAGUAUUGGGAGGACAGCUCAUUUGGUGCUUUGCAUCUCAAGGCUGUCUCCCAAACAGGCGGCGAAGACCAGGUACAGCAGCCAACCACGGGUUUCGACUUUGGUCCCACUGCUGUUACGCCGAGAUCAUCUUCGUUCCCUACAGGCAAAGAGAAGAACAUCAAAAGAGUGUUUAGACUUUCAAACAGUGAUCAUCCCGAGGAACCACCCAGAACGAUUGUACAAGUCCAAUGUAUUGGGUGGCCUGAUUUUGAUGUUCCUGAAACCCCUGAAACCCUCUUCGAGCUCAUCAAGGAUGUCGAUCACGCAGUAGAGGAUUCUACUCCUCAAAUCAACGACGAUAGGAAAAAUCAACCUCCCGUUCUCGUACACUGUUCUGCUGGAGUGGGACGAACGGGAAGUUUUAUUGUCGUCGAUGCCAUUCUCGAUGGACUGAGACGUGAACUUCGAAGCCGACGUGGAUCAGCUUCUUCUGCUGGAGAACAAGGAGAAACACGGACAAGUUCUAUUCCUUCUCUCACCUUGACUGCAGGACUAGGUAGUGCAGACUCUGGUCGGAGCAAGGGUCAUGAUUCGGGCAAAUCCGUAUCUUUCUUAUCCCCCACUAUAUCCCCCGUUCAAGUCGGCUCCAGUCCCAAUAGCGAUAUGAAUCAAUUCAAAUUCACAGCUUCACCAAGCUCAUUGACCACCAAGAUAACAGCUCCUACUCCGCCAUUGCAACCUCUGACUGCUGCUGCUCUUGCCGACAGAAUGACAGAAGGAAAUUAUGAGGAUUCCAUGGAUGUCGACAAGCCUUCUGACACUCGAGCUGAACCUCAGGGUCCACCAAGAGAUGAGAAGUUCUUCCAGCAUCGAGGCAGCAUCUCGUCUAUCUUUUCUAGUGAAGGUGGAGGAGAUACCAGAAGACCUAGCUUGGCAUCUACAAGGCAUUCCUCCGAAUUCCUGCCCCUUGAAGCAAAAUUGGGUGCUGAGAAGCCUGGUCGAAGUCAAGGCGGCUCUUCGAUGAUAUUGACCAAAUCGAAUCUACGACAUCGAACACCCUCACCUGUAUCGGAAAUGGAAGAUCCUGUCGCAUCAGUAUUAGAAGGUAUGAGAGUACAAAGAAUGUCAUUGGUACAAUCACUGCGACAAUAUUUAUUUGUCCAUCGCGCAAUCAUUCACAACUACUUGCACAUAUUAGACGAAGAGAAAGCUUCUGAGCCAACUAGACCCAGUCCAUUACCUACUACAGAAAGUUCGUUCAAUUCAAGUAGUAGUAGUAUGGAUGAAGAAGGUCAUGUCAAAAGGAGAGCCAGUCCAACAGAAUUAGAAGAAAUUGAAAAUCCUUUAUUGAAAAGGGAAAUCGAUAAAUCAGGUGGAUUAAGUAAAAGACCUAGUUUUAAGAAAAUGCGUCAAGCCGUGGACCCCAUUUCUGCUUCAUCAAAUUCGAUUCAAAACGGAUCUCCAAAUAGUCCCAAAAAAGCAGGAGCAGGUAGAAUGAGAAGCAAAAGUAAAUUGAGUUUGGAAGAAAAUAAUAUAAAUCAAAGCACCAAUCCGAUUUUAUCAUUAUCACCUACCGCCAAUACACUUAUUAAUCCUAACGAGAAAAGUACUACAGAUAAAUAG